AUGCGUUUCAACAAUGUGUUGCCGGCUGCCCUGGCAGCAGUUGCUGCCGCAACUGUCGUCAAUGGAUUAGAGAGCCGAAAUCCAUCGAUUGCUCACUACGACAAUGCACUAGACAUAUUCGUGCGAUAUGAUGAUGCUCCCGGCGUAUAUGUCCGUCACCCCACCCUCGACAUCGAUGAUGUCGCCAGAGUCGUCCUGAAGCGCGCCGCUUUGGAGAAACGUUUCCAUCAUUGUCCUAUCUGCAAAAAAACCCCAACAACAAAAUGUGUUAAGGAUGGACAUGUGAAACAGUGCGGAAACUGCCAUAAAUUUUUCUCGAGCAACGAAGCAAAGUGCACGUACUGUGAACACGCCAGGGUGCGAAAGGAACAGAGGGAAAAGAAAGAAAAGGAGGGGAAAGGAGGAAAGGGGAAGAAGAAGAAAGGGAAGAACUAG
Molecule: messenger RNA, 435 nt
Organism: Clonostachys solani
Lineage: Eukaryota; Fungi; Ascomycota; Sordariomycetes; Hypocreales; Bionectriaceae
Source: the annotation of a GenBank genome assembly